CAAGCCAUCAAAGAUCCAACUAGCGUACUUCUCUGAUGGCCUUAGCGUUGACCAUGAUCGCAGCAACGAUCCCGCGGCUUUCUUCGCUUCCUUCGAAACCAAAGGUGCGGAGAAUCUUUCAAACCUCAUCACUCACCUAAAGGAGCACGAUCGAAGCUUCUCGUGCUUGAUCGCAAAUCCUUUCAUGCCGUGGUCAGUGGAUGUUGCCGUUUCUCAUGGAAUUCCUUGUGCCAUAUUUUUCCCCCAAGCUUCGGCUCUUUUUUCCAUUUACUGUCGCUAUGCAUGCAAAACGAACUGUUUUCCUGACAUGGAGAAUCCAAAUGAGACCCUUCAGCUACCAUCACUGCCAACGUUGCAGGUUCGAGAACUUCCCAGCUUUUUGCUCCCCUCUUGCCCUCCCUACCACAAGAAAUUGGUUACGGAUUUUGAACCAAUCUUGGACAAAGUGAAAUGGAUUUUAGGAGCUUCCGUUUACGAGUUUGAAGAGGAGAUAGUGAACUCCAUGGCUUCACUGAGACCUAUUCUCACCAUUGGACCCCUUGUGUCACCUUAUUUGUUAGGACAAAAAGAGAGUGAAGAUUUUGAUGAUCUUAGUGUAAAUUUGUUGAGGCCAGAAGAUUCUUGUCUACAAUGGCUUAACGAUAAGGCAACUAGUUCGGUUAUCUACGUGGCAUUUGGUAGUUUAAUGGAACUUUCACAGAAGCAAAUGGAUAACAUCGCAAUUGCUUUGAAGAAUACAAAGAAACCGUUUCUCUGGGUGAUUAGGCCACAGAAGGGUGGUGCUGAAUUGCCACAAGAGUUCUUGGAAGAAACGAAAGAAAAGGGAUUAGUGGUGACGUGGUGCCCUCAGGCAAAUGUGCUAAUGCAUCCUGCAGUGGCUUGCUUUGUAAGCCACUGCGGCUGGAACUCGACCCUGGAAGCUGUGACGGCCGGCGUACCGAUAGUUGCCCUUCCCAACUGGUCAGAUCAACCCACGAAUGCUAAGCUUGUAGAAGAUGUGUUUAAGACUGGGGUGAGGAUGAGGAUUGGGGAAGAAGAAGAUGGGGUUGCGAGCGCACAAGAGGUUGAAAGAUGUAUUACGGAAGUCAUGGAGGGCACCAGGGCUGAAGAGAUUAAGAUGAGAGCAGUGGGGCUAAAAGAAGCUGCACGGAAAGCGAUGGUGGAUGGUGGUUCGUCAGAUAGAAAUAUCAAUCGGUUUGUCACCGAAAUUUCUGGGAAAUUCACUUAGAAUAAUAAGUUUCAUUUGGAUAAUACAGUCUUUUUGUAAGGGCGAAGAAAUUGAGUACAGAAAGAAUUAAUAGUAUUAGAUAGAAAUAAAAAAAUAAAAGAGAAUUAAGGAAGAAUUAAAGAAGAGAGACAGGGGAGAAAAUAAAUUUAUUGAUAGAA
Messenger RNA from Arachis ipaensis, 1386 nucleotides. Its product is annotated as UDP-glycosyltransferase 84B2. The record is from RefSeq and is a predicted model, not a curated record. Lineage: Eukaryota; Viridiplantae; Streptophyta; Magnoliopsida; Fabales; Fabaceae. Gene Ontology annotation, molecular function: quercetin 3-O-glucosyltransferase activity; quercetin 7-O-glucosyltransferase activity; abscisic acid glucosyltransferase activity.